Messenger RNA from Coregonus clupeaformis (lake whitefish), 2293 nucleotides. It is a transcript of the gene rln3b, whose product is annotated as relaxin 3b. Gene Ontology annotation, cellular component: extracellular region. Lineage: Eukaryota; Metazoa; Chordata; Actinopteri; Salmoniformes; Salmonidae. The transcript is spliced from 2 exons. Bases 1371 to 1844 code for a protein of 157 amino acids. The record is from RefSeq and is a predicted model, not a curated record. Gene Ontology annotation, molecular function: hormone activity.
CAUUAAAUUAUAAUGCCUAGGCCUACCGCUUGCAAAAUCAAUUUAUUCAACAAUAAAAAUAAUGUUUCUUUGCAGGACAAGGAUUGUCUUGACUUUCAAGAAUGCCUGCAAUUUGAAAUUUCACCAUCAAAUUGUUUCAGAUCAUCUAGGCCUGCUUGAGUGCAAAUUACACCAUGGCACGGACCAUGGUGGCGAUAAGUAGGCACAUGAGAAUUAUUAGAAUAUGGCAAAUAUUAGUCAAUUCUUGCAUUCUAUCCAUGCUGGCUUUUGCGGGCUACCUGAGAUAUAAAGGAUAGGUGGGCAGGUCAUACAGGCUGUCGCGACUUUAUUCAUGCACAAUUUGCCUAAUAGGAUCAUGGAAACACUUCAACCACAUCAAUGUGUGUUUUUUAAGGUGUGACAUCAUUACGUCCAGCUGUUUUUAUCGACACAAGACAGUUCAAUAAAACCGCAUCGUGGCAGGCAAUUGUCGCCUCUACUUUCUAUGCUAACUUUUUAAAUGUCGACAAAAAUUCACUGGACAAGUUAAUGGAAACAUAGCUACUGUCUCCUUAUCCAUCCAUGUCACAAGACUCACAACUCAUACCCUAUAGGAUAGACAUGGGGAGUUGAGUGAAGGGCAGUGUGUGUGUAUUAUUGCCUGUGCGUGCGUGUGCUUGUUUACCUGCGUGUGUGUCUUUGCGCGCACGCACCCCCGUGUGUCUGUAUUAGUGCGUGUGUGUGUGUAGGUCUACCUUCUUGUUAAUUUAAAACCUGAACCAAUAGCGAUCCUAUCCCUAGCCAGACACGAUAGAUAGCAGGUUCCGAAGUGAUGACACUGGAAGCAACCAGGAAACACUGAAAGGUCGCUGGCGAUUAGAUUAAAGACUAAACCUCUGACAUUACUUUUUAACCAGGCACACCGUUUUAAUCACAACCUCUCUUAUUGGGCCCAUUGUUCUCCUAAAGGUCUCAGGUCUUAGUAACUUCUUAUCUGGCUGUACUCUGAGGCACAGGGGAUGAGAGAGAGAGAGUGGGGAGACUUGGUCAUAGUCAGGGUGCACCCCAAGUGGAACCCUAUUCCCUGUAUAGUGCACUACAUUUGACAAGAGCCCAUAGGAAAUCCAAUUGGCUCUGUUCAGAAGUUGUACACUACAUAGAGAAUAGGUUUCCAUAGGACGCAUGCAGCCUCAGUCAGCGUUGCUGGGCUGGGCUCACUAUAAAAGGGGUACUGGGUCCGCCAAGAGAACCACACAACACCACCGGGUGAGAGCGAAGGAGACACCGACAGAGACCACUGAUCCACACCUGCAGCCGGGCUAUCACUUUCAAGGCUCUUGACUCCUCUUUCCUCCCUCUUUCUUCUCUCUCUCCAUCUGUCGUUCCUGAUCAUGUGGAAGGCUGCAGUGUUGACGUUUGGCCUGUUGGUAGUACUGGUGGGUAAGGUGCAGGCUGCAGAGGGCCACGCUAACUCUAUCUACGGGGUGAAGCUGUGCGGGAGAGAAUUUAUACGGGCCGUCAUCUUCACCUGCGGAGGCUCGCGUUGGAGGAGAGGAGUGGGCGACGCAGGUGACAUCUCCAUUGACGAGGAGACUGAGGCCUUCAACCCAUGGAGCUCCAACGCCAUCCCAAGCCUCGCCAGCAAGCAGCGUCCAGGAUUGGAGGCCCAGGGGUGGGCAGGCGAGGUCAGGGAGGGGGGCUCUGCUGCUGCUGUGUUCAGUCGUUUGGCCCGCUCGCCCAUCUCAGAGGAAGUGCUCGAGGCGCUGCGCAGCGCGGACAGGAAGGGGCGGGACGUUGUGGUGGGCCUCUCCAACGCCUGCUGCAAGUGGGGCUGCAGCAAGAGCGAGAUCAGCUCCCUCUGUUGAGCACUACUAAUACCUUUCACUUUCAUCCCCCCAUCCCUUCAUCCCUCUGCUGAGCUCUUCUACCUCUCCUCCUACAUCACUACAUCUCUCGUGCCUCUCCUCCAUCCAUUCUACGUUCAUUCUUCUGGCCAUCUCCAUCUCUCACUAACAAUCCCUUCAUUCCUGCCUGUCUUCCUCCUCUGUUCCCAAUGUCUUGCCUUCUCCCCUUCCUUCUAUCCCUCCAUCCCUCCACUUUUCUAUAGCUCCAUUCCUCCUGCUUCUUCUUCUUCUCCUGGAUCAUUUUGCAGAUAAUUCAGGGUCUCCUGAAUGUGAGGGGUGUAAAAAAAAAAAAGGUUACAAAGACAGACUUUGACUAUGCAUGUAUUCUCCAAUCUAUGUCAAUAUUAUGAGCCAUUUUUGUGUGUUUGGUUACUGAUAUGAAAGUCCAAUAAAGUUGUGUUUCGAAAGUG